Molecule: messenger RNA, 2742 nt
Organism: Candidozyma duobushaemuli
Lineage: Eukaryota; Fungi; Ascomycota; Pichiomycetes; Serinales; Metschnikowiaceae
Gene: VPS35
Product: retromer subunit
Exons: 1
Coding region: 1-2742 (913 amino acids)
Biological process (GO): retrograde transport, endosome to Golgi; intracellular protein transport
Cellular component (GO): retromer complex; retromer, cargo-selective complex; late endosome
Source: RefSeq, a predicted model, not a curated record
AUGUCAAGCGGGAACGCCAAUGUUCAACAAUGCUUGAGCAAUAUACGGCUUCACACGAAAAAUAUGAAGGAUAGCCUCGCUGAAGGCCACCUUCUCCCAGCAUUGAAGUAUUGCCUGAAUUUCCUCAAUGAAUUGAGAACUUCUCAGCUUUCUCCUAAAGAAUACUACGAGUUGUACAUUGCGGUCUUCGAUUCCUUGGAGUAUCUUUCAACGUAUCUAAAACAAUCGCAUGAACGGAAGCAAUUGAAGAAAGAUGACCCUCCAUUCUUGGCGGAUCUCUACGAAUUGGUUCAGUACCUGGGCAACAUCGUCCCCAGGUUAUAUAUGAUGAUUGUUAUUGGUACGACGUAUAUGUCGACCAACAGUGAAAGUACAAAGGAGAUAAUGAAGGACAUGAUCGAGAUGUGUAAGGGAGUCCAACACCCGAUCAGAGGUCUUUUUCUAAGGAACUACUUAUCGCAAAGGUCAAAGGAUCUUUUACCGAUUGAAACGGAAGAGGAUUUUGAAGACACUGUGGACUUUCUCAUGACAAACUUCAUCGAGAUGAACAAACUUUGGGUGAGGCUUCAACAUCAAGGCCAUUCUAGCGAGCGAGAAUUAAGAUAUAGGGAAAGGAAAGAACUUAAAGUUCUAGUCGGUUCUAAUUUGGUUCGUCUUUCGCAGGCAAUAGACGACUUCCCAGCCAAGGAAAAGGAUUUUGGCGAGAACUUCUACAAAGAAACAAUUUACCCUAACAUCACAGAGCAAAUCAUCCAAUGCAAGGAUCAUCUUGCACAAAGUUACCUUAUAGAUGUGUUGAUCCAGAUAUUUCCAGACAACUUUCACUUUGCCACAAUCGAUGAUUUACUCAAUAAUGUGUUUCUUAAACUACACCCAGCUUUGCAAAAGUCUGAGUUGGUCUCGAACUUGGUUGAUCGUUUUGUCACAAACCUCAUCUACGAGUCCGAUCUAAACGAAGCCACGAAAAAUACGGAAAGUUUUGGAAAAGGAGGCGAAUCAAGUACAUCUGAGCCAUUUGUCAACGCUGAGCUGGUUUUUGAAUCAUUCUGGGAGUUCUACGACAACCUCUCUCAGUUGCAACCUUCCGUUCCAUCGGAGGAGAUGUGUUUGAUUCUUCGGUCAAUGAUCAAACUCACACUUAACUUCCAACCUGAAAACUAUUUCAACCUCAACAAGAUUUUUGAAUUUGCAAUGCAAACCUUGAAGAAGCGGAAGACUGGAGACGAAGAGACCAACGACAGGUCUGAAUCGAGCUUGUGGUACGAGCUUCUUGUUGAACCUGUCAAUGAGCUGAGUUCAAUCAAGAGCUUACUUCAAUUGGAAAACUUCAAGCAACUUUACGACCAGAUCCCAGACCCACACUUCAAAAGGCAGCUUUCACUUGUUAUCAUCGAUAAACUUCUUCAUCUGCCCGAGUUUGGUUCCAUGAAAAGUAUCGAGGAAAUCGAUGACGUUUUCGCUUACUUCAUUGUUCUCAUUGAAGAGCAAGACUCCAAAGUGGAUACCCAAAAAGAUUUGGGAAUCAAAAAGUCCAUUAAACUUGAAGGCGGAGAAAAGGUUGUAAGCGAAGACUUUUUGCAAAGACAAGAAAAAUUGUGCAAGUGUUUACAUUUGGUAUCCCACGCAGAUGCUACUGAUGCUUUGUCUAGCCUUUUUUACAUCAAGAAGAAGUUUUUGAGCAGAUGCCCCGAAAACAUCAUCUACACUUAUCCAACUUUGAUUUCCAUGAUAACUAACCUUUUGCGUCUUGCGGGAUACAAGAAUGCCAAAAGAAAAUCAAAGGAUACAGAAUCUAGAGCUCAACUAGACCAGCUGAUAAUCUACAACUUCAAGAAUUUGUCAGUGGUGAUUGAGGAACUCUAUCAACAUCAUCAAACGUACUACUCAGAUUUGGUUCUCAAGUUGUACCUCAAUGCGGCCACUAUAGCAGACCAAUUGCAACAAGAAACCGUUGCAUAUGAGCUCUUUCAUCAAAGUUUCGUCAUCUACGAAGAGAAUCUUUCUGUCAGCAAACCUGUGAAAAAUGCGCCAAGUCCCCAAGACCCGAUGGGUGGAUCAAUCUCCUACCAGCUGGUUUUAGCAAUUGCAAAUGCUUUGGCGAACCUGCGCUAUUUCAGUAAGGAAAACUACGAGUCAUUAAUUACCAAGGUCACUCUUUAUGGCUCAAAGUUGCUUAAGAAGCAGGAUCAGUGCCGAGCCAUCUAUAACUGCGCUCAUUUGUGGUGGUGGUGCGACUCGUUGAUCGAGGGGCAGUCACCCACAGUUAAAGUCGAGGACGGCACGGAUGAUUCACAAGCUGCUAAAGAAGCCAACGGAGAAGGGAAACAGGAGCAGGAGAACAAAAAUGAGGAGAGCGAGAAAGAUGAUCAUUCUGAUGCUGAGGUCGAGACACAGCUAUACAGAGAUGGCAAGAGAGUUCUUGAAUGUCUUCAAAAAGCACUCCGUGUGGCCGACUCGAGCAUGGAUCCUUUCCUCCUGUUAAAGCUUUUUGUCGAAAUCCUUAAUCGUUGCAUCGUCUUUAACAUCUACGGUAAUUGGUACAUUGACGCGCGGUACAUCAACGGGCUUAUCGACUUGAUUCGCAAUAAUUUAGCCAACCUCCAAGGUCAAGAUUCGUCCCGCACAGAGGACGACAAAGAGACGAGGCUCUAUCGCUUGAUUGAAGUUUAUUUUGACCGUACCUUGGAGCAUGUCGCCGACCAGCAGCAGAGCGAGGGACGCCUUGAGGGAGUUGUUGUAUAG